Macrosteles quadrilineatus (aster leafhopper) is the source of this 3598-nucleotide messenger RNA. Its product is annotated as katanin-interacting protein-like. Lineage: Eukaryota; Metazoa; Arthropoda; Insecta; Hemiptera; Cicadellidae. The transcript is spliced from 21 exons. Bases 5 to 3163 code for a protein of 1052 amino acids. The record is from RefSeq and is a predicted model, not a curated record.
UAUUAUGUCUAAUGUUGUCAAUAUUAUGGAACAAAAUUCUGUCAAUAAGAUUCCUUUAUGGCUGGAAGAACUGACCAAGAGCCUAGCCAAGCCAAGACCACAGUCCUGGCGUCCUGGAGCCAAUGGGGAGAGGAUUGAUGUUUCGGAACGUCGAGCCAUUACUACUCCUGGCCGAGUAGAUGUUACACCAGUGAAGAAGUCACUUCUCACACUUCAACUAGAUGAUACUGUCUGUGUCUCGCCUAGAAGGGAAGGGUCAGCUAGGUAUGGCCGCAGAGCUGCGGCCAAUUCCCCACUGUCUUCUCCCGACUCUGACGCUAGAAACCUAUUGGAUUCAUGGGAUCUUCCACUUACACAAAAUCAUAAUCGAGACAACAAUCAUCAACUAACAACUCCAAGAAUUGAACACAACCGCGUUAUAAACCCAGAUGACAUUAGUUCCAACAACAUCCAGUUCAACAACCAAGAGACAGACUUGUCUGAUAUCAUCCAGGCAAGUCCAAGGUUAAAAGGCAGGCUCUCCCGGCAAGAGUCAAGGGUGAGACAUAGCGAUGAUGUGCUCGAAGAGUCUUGGAGUUCAUUGAGCUUCUUCAACCAUAAACAUCGUGGGAGAAUCUCCCAGAGGCCAGAAGUUGCAGAAGACUUGUUGAUCCAAGGUGAGCUCUCUGAGGUACACCCGGACAGAAGUCCCGUAGUAAUACCCAAAGUGUCUUUUCCACCUCCGGCCAGCUUUGUGAUUCCGGAGCUUCCCUCAGGCACCAGACUUGAGCUGGACAUAACCUCUACAUGGGGCGACAGACAUUACGUUGGACUCAACGGACUGGAGAUGUUUACUGUGAGCGGUCGGUUGGCACGAGUAGCUCAGAUAACAGCAGAUCCGGCAGACAUCAACGUGCUGCCCGAGUACGAUAAAGACCCUCGUGUUGUGUCCAACCUGCUUGACCGGGUAAAUAGGACGAGAGACGACAUGCACUUGUGGCUCACUCCGUUCACUGAAGGCAAACACCACCGCAUCACCAUCACCUUCCAGCAACGCGAGACACUGGCCAUGCUGCGGAUCUGGAACUACAACAAAUCGCGCAUCCACUCAUAUCGUGGUGCCAAGGACAUGACAGUCGUACUAGACGGUCAGCUUAUAUUUCAAGGAGAAGUUGCUCGGGCAUGCGGCGGAAUCCUUGGGAGCACUGAUGCAUUUGGAGAUACAAUCUUGUUCACAACGGAUGAAGACAUCUUGGAGCGGGUGUCUCAGCAUGAUGAUGCGUUUGAGAGCAUCUUGAAUGACACGAGUCACGAGCCGAUGUUUUCAAAGAUGCCAGAACGGCCUCUUACAGCCAGUCUGGGUGAUGUACGGCCCCUCACCUGUGCUCCGGCCGGAAGUACGCUGACUACGGGAUCAGUGAUGUGUCGGAGGUCGCUCACACUCUCAUUGGUAGAAAACUGGGGUUACAACGGCCUUGUGGGCCUGACUGGUGUACAGGUCCUAGGAGAGACUGGAGAACCAGUGAGUGUUGCCAAAAUAACAUGUUCUCACAGCCCUGCCAACGCACAUAUACACAGGCUGCUAGACGGAGUUAACGACACGACAGACUCGUCCCACAUGUGGUCUUGCCCCUCCACCCCUCCCCCCUCGCUACGGCUCUCUCUCCCUUCGCCCCUCCACAUCUGCGCCAUCCUGGUGUGGAACUACAACCAUUCGGCUGAUACGUCCUACUGCGGUGUGAAGAGACUAUUGGUCCGCCUUGACAACUCUGAGCCGUUGAUGUUCACACUUCGUAAGUCUCCGGGUCAUCGCCAUCACAGACUAGCACAGGUCCUACCUCUUGUGGCGUCUAGGUGUGAGUCCUCUCUCGACAUCAUCGAUAAUCUUGAGUUGUCACCUAGAGUAGGUCUGACACUGGACUAUGAGCCCCCAGAGUUUCCACAGGGCUUUGUGUUCCAACUACAGUUGUUGUCUAAAACCUGGAGAGAUCUCUACUACAUUGGUCUCAAUGGUCUACAGAUGUAUAAUGCUGUAUAUGUCUACAUAGGUCUGACACUGGACUAUGAGCCCCCAGAGUUGCCACAGGGCUUUGUGUUCCAACUACAGUUGUUGUCUACCUGGAAAGAUCUCUACUACAUUGGUCUCAAUGGUCUACAGAUGUAUAAUGCUGUAUAUGUCUACAUAGGUCUGACACUGGACUAUGAGCCCCCAGAGUUGCCACAGGGCUUUGUGUUCCAACUACAGUUGUUGUCUACCUGGGGAGAUCUCUACUACAUUGGUCUCAAUGGUCUACAGAUGUAUAAUGCUGUAUAUGUCUACAUAGGUCUGACACUGGACUAUGAGCCCCCAGAGUUGCCACAGGGCUUUGUGUUCCAACUACAGUUGUUGUCUACCUGGGGAGAUCUCUACUACAUUGGUCUCAAUGGUCUACAGAUGUAUAAUGCUGUAUAUGUCUACAGUCUGACACUGGACUAUGAGCUCCCAGAGUUGCCACAGGGCUUUGUGUUCCAACUACAGUUGUUGUCUACCUGGAAAGAUCUCUACUACAUUGGUCUCAAUGGUCUACAGAUGUAUAAUGCUGUAUAUGUCUACAUAGGUCUGACACUGGACUAUGAGCCCCCAGAGUUGCCACAGGGCUUUGUGUUCCAACUACAGUUGUUGUCUACCUGGGGAGAUCUCUACUACAUUGGUCUCAAUGGUCUACAGAUGUAUAAUGCUGCUGGCAAUGUCAUCACUCUCACGCCUUCUAAUAUCAGUGCUCAUCCGGCAAGUGUGAGAGAGUUGGAUGGAAUGGAGAACGACGUGAGGACGGUUGAUAAACUGAUCGAUGGUGUCAACAACUCCAGCGACGGCAGACAUGCUUGGCUCGCACCCAUACUGCCUGGACAGCUGAACAGAGUGUACAUUGUGUUUGACAGUCCUGUAGCAGUGUCUGUCAUCAAAAUUUGGAACUACACUAAGACGCCAUCUCGUGGAGUCAAGGAGUUUGGGAUCCUGGUAGAUGAUUUGCUAAUUUACAACGGAGUCUUGGAAACUAUUGUUGGAAGUGUCUCAAAUGUUCACACAGUCAGUUUUACCCAUCGACAUGUAAACUACAGCUUGAGCGGUGGAAAGGAGCAAGACCGAUUGUCAAGUAUCACACCUGACCAAUCUCAACGUCCAUUUACCUCCAUCCAAACGUGACAUGGUCGUAAUCCCUGUAACAGUUAUGAUUAUUAUGAAGUUUCCCAUAAAAUUGUGGAAACUUGUAAUGUCUACUCUAUAAAAUGUGAAAUAUAUUGUACCAGAGUACUAAGACAACUAGACUGCGCAUGUAUCAAUAACUAUCGGAUAGUAUAUAUUAUGUUUCGUAUCCUUUCUUGUCAAAGUAUUUAGUGUUAAAUAUGGAAUCUGAUUCAUUUGUUGAUCAAUAUUCCUCAAUAACAAAUUAGUUGGCUGUAAUAUGUUCUCCUAAAUAAAUAUAUAUUUAGUUUAAUUUGAAUGGUUUCAGGAAUAUGUAUUGUAAGUUUUAAGUACAAAAGUAUAGUAAAUGUUUAAAAUAUUUAUUUGUAGAUAGGCCUAGUAUAUAUUUUCUUGCCGUAUUUUAAUAAUCAUCAGUUUGCCACAAGUACACUCUAA